Messenger RNA from Ailuropoda melanoleuca (giant panda), 834 nucleotides. RefSeq names its product CIMAP1 family member D (gene CIMAP1D). Lineage: Eukaryota; Metazoa; Chordata; Mammalia; Carnivora; Ursidae. Gene Ontology annotation, cellular component: cytoplasmic microtubule; cytoskeleton. Bases 1 to 834 code for a protein of 277 amino acids. The record is from RefSeq and is a predicted model, not a curated record. The transcript has 4 exons.
AUGGGGACCCUCAGCUGCAACCCUGACCCACGGCUGACCACAGCACCACAGGGCUGGCGGGCCCCUGAGUGCCACAUUCUGGAGACCAGCUUGAGGAAGUCCUGCGGGAUGGCCACCCUGGAGAACGGCUCGGGGCCAGGCUUGUACGUCCUGCCGUCCACUGUGGGUUACCUCAACCACGACUGCACCAGGGCCGUCAGUCCGGCCUACUCCCUCUUCUGGAGGCCCAGCCCCGCAUCUCCACAGGACACCAGCCCUGGGCCUAUCUACUUCCUGGACCCAAAAGUCACCCGGUUUGGCCGAAGCUGCACCCCUGCCUACUCCAUGCAGGGUCGGGGCAAGUCUCGGGGUCUGGAGGUGACACCAGGCCCCGGGGCCUACAGCCCAGAGAAGGUGGCCCCUGUGCGUCAGCGGACGCCCCCGGCUUUCACGCUGGGCUCCCGCCUGCGCCCACAGCUCCAGGACACCUCAGCCCCUGCCCCUAACACCUAUACCCUGCCCUCCCUCUGGGGCUCCCAGAUAUUCACUAAGCCGAGGAGCCCCAGCUACACGGUGGCAGGCCGCACGCCCCCCGCCCGCCCUCCUCAGGACCCUGCUGAGAUACCAGGCCCUGGCCAGUAUGAUAGCCCAGACCCCAACACCUACCGUCAGCGCCGGCCUGCCUUCACUAUGCUGGGCCGGCCCCGUGCCCCCCGCCCCCCGGAAGAGACUCCUGGGCCUGGCACCCACAGACCUGAGCAGGUCACCAUGACCAAAGCCAGGGCCCCGGCAUUCACCAUGGGCAUCCGCCACUCCAAACGGGCUACCACCAUGGCUGUGGACACCGCGCCCUGA